CGGUUCAGUGGGUACAAUGGAUUUCGAUGAAGUACUUAAGGAGGUGGGCGCUUUCGGCCUGUAUCAGAAGAUUAUCAUAUGCUCGGUACUGCUGCCGGCGGCAUUGCCGUGCGCCUUUCACGCCUACAGUCAGUUGUUUAUUGCAGCCACGCCGAAGCACUGGUGCCGCAUCCCGGAGCUAGAGCCAUGGACACAGGACUAUAUACAGCUCGUCAAGAACUUAAGUAUUCCACGGGACGGGAACGGCGCAUACGCUGAAUGUGCCAUGUUUGUCCGCAACUACAGUGAAAUAGUGCGUUAUCUGGAGUACCGUACGCCGUAUGAGCUGCAAAAGGAGCAGGCGUCAAAGCUGUUAAAGGUAGAUCAGGAGUCUGUUGUGGCCUGUCAGCAUGGCUGGCAUUACGAUAGAUCCAUGUAUCCCAGCACGGUUGUUCAAGAGUGGAACUUGGUCUGCGAUAGGAGCUUCUACGUGACCCUGGCCUUAGUGCUCUUCGGCGUGGGUGGUCUGGUUGGAAACUAUGUGUUUGGCUAUCUGGUCGAUCUGUGGGGUCGACGUCCCUCCUUCUACGCUUAUCUCCUGCUCGAAAUAGUGGCCUGUGCGGCCAGCGCCUUUGCCUGGAACUACUAUUCCUGGCUGGGUCUUCGUUUUGUCGUGGGUCUCACCGUACCCGCCAUCUUGGCCAGUCCCUACGUCCUGGCAAUCGAGCUCGUGGGACCGGAGCGUCGAGUAUUCUGCACAAUUGUGUCCAACAUUGCCUAUUCUCUAGGCCUGGUCCUGCUCGCGGGCGUGGUCUACUUGGUGCGUGACUGGCGAUACCUGACCCUGGCCGUAUCGCUGCCGCUGCUGAUGCUCUUCUCCUGCUUUUUCGUGCUGCCCGAGUCGCCACGUUGGCUGCUAGCCGUGGGCCAGACAAAGCGGGCAGUGAGAAUCCUCAAGGUCAUGGCUCGUGUCAACGGAAUGCAUGUCUCACGGGACUUUGUGGAGCGGCUGCAGCAACGACUAAGCCGGACGCAGCCCACGGAAACAACGCACUACGGCAUUUUGGACCUCUUCCGCGGCACAAAUAUGCGACGCAAGACGCUCAUCGUGACCCUGAUCUGGUUCGCCAACACCAGCGUCUACGUGGGCCUCAGCUACUAUGCCCCGGCGCUGGGUGGCGACGAGAUCUGGAAUUUCUUUCUGGCCGGUGCGGUGGAGCUGCCCACGUACCUGCUGAUCUGGCCUGGCCUUAGCUACUUCGGACGGCGUUGGAUUCUCUUCAUUUCCAUGCUGGUUGGCGGAGUGGCCUGUGUGGCCACCGUGCUGUAUCAGCAGCAGGCGGAGGUGAUGCUGCUCCUCUACUGCAUUGGCAAAAUGGGCAUCUCAUCGGCGUUCGUAGUGCUGCCCCUGCUCGCCUCCGAGCUGUACCCGACCGUGGUGCGUGGCCUGGGCAUGAGCUUCAGCUCCGUGGUGGCCAUGACGGGGCCAAUAAUUAUACCGGUAAUUAAUCACAUGGGCCAGCAGAUGCUGGUGCUGCCCCUGAUUGUGAUGGGGGCGCUGUUGAUUGUCGGUGGCUUUGCCAGUCUCUUCCUGCCCGAAACGCGUGGUAGGAAUCUGCCACAGACUCUGGAGGAAGGCGAAGCGGUUCCGCUCAGUUUUCUGCUCUGCUGCUGCGCAGAUUCGGAGCCGAAGGGUCGACAAAGAGGCCUGGGCAGGAGCCGGAUGAUUCCUGAAGAAGCUGCAACGGUUUACCACAGAGUCGGUGUUGGAGGUCCUGCAUCCUGCAAAAUCGUUUGCAGUAUUUGUAAAAAAGAAAUGCGAACAUUGUAAUAAAUA
Messenger RNA from Drosophila montana, 1816 nucleotides. RefSeq names its product Beta-alanine transporter (gene Balat). The transcript is spliced from 6 exons. Lineage: Eukaryota; Metazoa; Arthropoda; Insecta; Diptera; Drosophilidae. Gene Ontology annotation, cellular component: membrane. Gene Ontology annotation, biological process: transmembrane transport. Gene Ontology annotation, molecular function: transmembrane transporter activity. The record is from RefSeq and is a predicted model, not a curated record. The coding region runs from base 17 to 1810 and encodes 597 amino acids.